AUGUCUGUCUAUUCUCUACACGGAAAGGGCCUCAAGCUCGACACACGUACUGAUAUCGAGCCGUAUCUGCGCGAGAUCAACCCGGAAGCGCUCGAAGAGAUUCACCUCGGUGGCAACACCAUUGGUAUCGAGGCUGCGCAGGCUCUUGCCGAGGUUCUGCAGAAAGCUACAAAUUUGAGGGUGGCCGACUAUGCCGACAUCUUCACCGGUCGAUUGAUCAGCGAGAUCCCGCAAGCGAUCUCUGCUCUCUGCGACGCCCUUAUCGACAAGGAGCAUCUCAUCGAGAUCGACCUCUCUGACAACGCAUUCGGUGGACGUGUCGUUGACCCGCUUGUACCAUUCUUGACCGGCAAUCGUUCAUACCAAAUAUUCAAGUUGAACAAUAAUGGCCUCGGUCCCGCUGGCGGCACGGUGAUCGCGGAUGCUCUGCGCGCGAACGCCGAACUGUCAGCGAAGGAAGGGAAGAAGUCCAAUUUGCGCGUGGUGGUGUGUGGUAGAAAUCGUCUGGAGGACGGAUCAGCGUCGGCAUGGGCUGCCGCCUUUAAAGCGCACGGAACGCUGGAGGAGGUUCGCAUGCCGCAGAACGGGAUCCGCAUGGACGGAAUCGAGGCGCUCGCGGGUGGUCUUUCCGCGAAUCCUUCGUUGGCACAUCUCGAUCUACAGGACAACACGUUUUCGCAGCAAGGAGAGCGUGCCUUUGCAGCGGCCCUUUCGAAGUGGCCGGCUUUGCACACGCUCAACUUCUCUGACUGCGUACUCUCGGACGAGGGCCAGGUGCCGGAGACAAUCACCGCCCUCGCGGCCGGUUCGAGUCCUGCUCUCAAGCGCUUGCUCAUCCAGAACAACAACCUCGAUGCCGCGACGCUGAAGGUUCUUGCUGACAACAUCGGUGGCGGACUCAAGACGGUCUCGCGCAUCGAGUUUCAAGCUAACGACGUAGAGGAGGAUGACGAGGAGAUGCUCGCCCUGAUGGAGAACAUGACCGCACGUGGCGGCAAGUUCCUCUUCGAUGACGAAGAUGAGGAGGAGGAAGAGCCAGACAUCAACGAGCAGGAGCCGGAGGCAGUGCCUGCAGCUGCUGAAGUCGCGAAAGUGCUUUCGCCAGGCCAGGCCAAGACGCCGGCCGAUAACGACGCCGACGAUCUCGCUGACUUGCUCGGGAAGGUCUCUCUUAACAAGUAG
This is a messenger RNA of Peniophora sp. CBMAI 1063, 1182 nucleotides long. Lineage: Eukaryota; Fungi; Basidiomycota; Agaricomycetes; Russulales; Peniophoraceae. The record is from the annotation of a GenBank genome assembly.